Molecule: messenger RNA, 2262 nt
Organism: Dothidotthia symphoricarpi CBS 119687
Lineage: Eukaryota; Fungi; Ascomycota; Dothideomycetes; Pleosporales; Dothidotthiaceae
Product: M6 metalloprotease
Exons: 3
Coding region: 153-2177 (674 amino acids)
Biological process (GO): proteolysis
Molecular function (GO): peptidase activity
Source: RefSeq, a predicted model, not a curated record
UAGGUCUGCGCAUUGCGCUUGUCUCUUUCAUCUUUGUUUUUUUGCAGCUUCAUUCUUUCCUCCGUUCACUUUCGCAGCGCUCAAUCUCGAUUUGAGACCGUCAUUGUACUGCCUUUGUACAUUGAGUCUCAAAAAAGAGGUAGAUCGCGAGUAUGGCUCGCUCAACGGCCUCCAUGGCCGUCCUGGCGAAUGCAAUGUUCAACAUCGCAUCCGCCGUCCCAGCGGCGCAUCCAAGAUCUUUUCGUUCACCAGACCCGUUUACGCCCAUAGACGCACAGAAUUGGGUAAAUCCAGACAACAUGACUUGGGAUGACUUUGUCGCGCCUCCAAGCACAAGCUGGAGCGACCCAGCACGCAAAGGAAGAGACCGGAACUUCAACAUCGCCAUGGUGACUAUAGACUAUCCGGACUCUCCCUUUGUAGUCACCCUUCCGGCGAACUCUGAUAUCUUUGGUAACCCGCAGCCGCUUGCCUCGGGACUGAAGAGGGAAGAUGUGCCGAAGUUCUACAAGGAUUUGCUCAAUACGCCGAAUGAUCUGAACGAAGGCCAUACGCUUCAUGAGUACUGGAUGGGUGAUUCGUUCGGAAAAUAUGGUGUCGACCUUACUGUCUUUGGACCAUAUCGAAUGCCGUCCCGCACCUACCAGUAUGGAGUCGACGACGAAGAGGGGGGCUUCAACGAAGGCGCCUGUCCAGAGGGACCACCUUGCUCGGUGGACCUUCGAACAGACGCUCUUGGUGCCUGGCGUGCGGAUGUGGGCAACGCCACAGCAGACUUGUUUGAGCUGGCUUUUAUCCUCUCAGCCGGUCAAGACGAGUCGUCAACAUGGCAAGAGUUUGGAGAAAUGAAGUUUCUCACCAAAGAGGAUAUCCCAGAUGAGUUUGGCCCGCCGGCGAACAGCUCCCUACCCAACUGGGCGGAAACACGAUAUGUUAACUGGACGUCUUGGGCGGCGGCUUCAACUAUCUGGCCCAACGCAGGCGGAGGCUCGUCGACACAGGGUGAAUCAAGUGGCAUGGCUACGUUUGCUCACGAACUGUCCCAUCUUCUUGGAAUCGGUGACAACUACAACAACCCGUACAGCGUGCCUCCGCGUCGUGCGUACACAGGUCCCUUCAGCAUGCUCGAUCGCGGCUCCUUCAACGGUCCGGGUGGUCCUCACACAAGGUGGCAGAUUCCGCCCGUACAAGGCGCUUCCAUGGGCUCACUUCACACCAUGCGCGACAAGCACCAAAUAGCGCUCAUCGACAACACGCCCAUCCUCCAGAUCUCCCGCGCCGGACUUGCUAUAUCCGGGCCUGUCAUCGCCGAGAUAACAGCAAGAUCCGUCGACCCCGGCACCGGGCUCAUGGGCUUCAACGUGACAUUCGGCACCGAAGGCGACUUGUCCCCUGCAUGCAACACGUCCACCGACGCCCUGUGCGACGGCGGCGCCUACGACAACUACAACAUGGAGGUUGUAGACCGCAUGGGCGCCGACUCCUUCUGCCCCGACUCCGGCGUCAUGAUCAGCAAGACGCGCAACAGUGAUCGCCGACAGCCAUUCCAGUGGGUGAUUGACGCGAACCCUCAGGACGCACAUGUCGUUGACUUCUACCUGCCCAACGGCACAGCGAGGUACUGGAGCAUCGGCGACUACAGACAGCUAGUCGACGCGCUGUUCCACGCUGGCACCAACUCCGGGAGCGAGUUUGAACACAUCGACGCACCUAACGGUCUACACCUCUAUGUGCUAGACAUCACCCGCGACGCCGCCGGCAUCCUCAAAUACACAGUCGGUGUGCGCUCCACGCGAGGCACUUCCGCAGCCAAACACGGCGUCAAGCUCUCCGACGCCCACGUCGAAUCCGCCUCCCACACAGCCAGCUACUGCACCUUUGCGCUGAAGAACACGGGCAAAGCUCCCUCGUCCAACAGCACGGCCCACCCGCAAGAUCUCACCGCCUACCUCGGCUCGGAUAUCUACCGUCUGGAGGCUGAGAUCAAGGAUGGUAAGGGGUGGAAGGUUGCGGUGCCGAAUGCGCUGGCCUAUGCCAAGGCUGGAGAGACGACGAGUGUUAGGGUUGCGGUUGGGGCUGGGGUGGGGGCGAGCGAGAAGGUUACGGUUAGGUUGACGGCGACGAGUGAGAGUGAUCCGUCGGUUAAAGAGAGCAAGACUUGUAAGGUUAAGUUGUGAAGGUUGGGGGACCUUCAACUAGACUAGACAAGUAUUGAGAGAUCGGUAUUCGUAACUCUAGACUCUAUGUAUCCGUGUAUAUGCC